Molecule: messenger RNA, 402 nt
Organism: Ostreococcus lucimarinus CCE9901
Lineage: Eukaryota; Viridiplantae; Chlorophyta; Mamiellophyceae; Mamiellales; Bathycoccaceae
Exons: 1
Coding region: 1-402 (133 amino acids)
Source: RefSeq, a predicted model, not a curated record
AUGGCGAUAGUCUCAGUGUACAGUGCCCAGCCAACUUUCGUUAAGUCGUGUUUAGGAUCUUCCCAGCCGAAAGGAUCAGCCAACAAACUCCCCAGCUCUGCGAUUCCAAAUAGCGAUAGAGUCACCAACAUUGACGGCACGACGGCGAGCCAUUUGUACGAGGUGAUGAACACAAACGGAGAAGAAAGUGCGAAGAAGAAGACGACAAAGUUCAUCAAAUGGAUGAAAGCAAAAGGCAUCGAGCUUGAGACGAUUCGUUCAAUAUCAGCGACCGCAUUCACGCACGCCUCUAUUCGACCGAGCAUCUCGAAUGCGCUGCGUUCGGAGAUGUGUCCGAGGCGACGGCGUUCGUCAAUGAUGGCGAUCAUCUUCGACGCGCAGCACCCAACUCGCGCUCUAUAA